This is a messenger RNA of Fulvia fulva, 408 nucleotides long. RefSeq lists its product as uncharacterized. The coding region runs from base 1 to 408 and encodes 135 amino acids. NCBI's taxonomy places the organism in Eukaryota, Fungi, Ascomycota, Dothideomycetes, Mycosphaerellales, Mycosphaerellaceae. The transcript has a single exon. The record is from RefSeq and is a predicted model, not a curated record.
AUGCCAUCGCCUACGCCGCAGGUGCAAGAACAGUACACUGCCAUAGUGAGCACCAUGUAUGGCCUCUCUGUCAAGCCGGAAACUAUCGGUACGCCUCUAGACAGAUAUCAAGAGAAACCGCAGAAACUGUGCAUGACACCUGUUAAGCACAAAGUAACCUCCGUCCAGACGCCCGUCACACGACUACCAGAUCUCGCCAAAGACCACAACAAGACUCGUGAUGUACUGCGUCAGCGUCAUGCCACAGCACUCCAGGCGGAGUACUCUAACGCUCUCACACCGCACACCGCAACAUUAUACAAGGACUAUACCGCAGUACUCCACGCCGAGAUGUACCGUCCUGACACCGACGAACCAAACUGGGAACUCGUUAUGGCGAUGGAGAAAGCCAUCGCCCGUCAUGAAUAA